Messenger RNA from Ramularia collo-cygni, 2151 nucleotides. RefSeq lists its product as uncharacterized. Gene Ontology annotation, biological process: magnesium ion transport. Gene Ontology annotation, cellular component: membrane. The transcript has a single exon. The record is from RefSeq and is a predicted model, not a curated record. NCBI's taxonomy places the organism in Eukaryota, Fungi, Ascomycota, Dothideomycetes, Mycosphaerellales, Mycosphaerellaceae. Gene Ontology annotation, molecular function: magnesium ion transmembrane transporter activity. Bases 1 to 2151 code for a protein of 716 amino acids.
AUGUAUCUCCCAGCAUCGUCCGCGUCGGCGGCAUUACCCGACCUUGUCAUCGCUAUCCAGAGGAGCGAGAUUGGCGGCUGGUCCAGCCUGAUAGGAGUCGUGUCUGCCAUUAUUGGGAAUAUUCUCAUCUCCUUUGCCCUCAACACCCAGCGAUAUGCGCAUCUACGAUUGAGCAGAGAUAAGGAAGCGGCACGGCAGGAAAAGCGCAGGGCUGCGAAGAAGAGAUCCCUCCACAAUUAUGGGACCACGACUCCGACGAAUGGUGGAGGCGGAGGCGGAGGCGGAGGCGGAGGGAAGCAUGACGGCAAGGACUACGCGCUGGGCCGCCGCAUCGACAACGACGAGACGAGGCCGUUGAUGUCAAGAAGCGACUCUCCAUCGUCGACUCUAGCUUCCUCGCAGCAGGAUGAGAAGGAUGACGAGGAACCCAAGGAAAAAUCCUAUCUACAAUCGCCCAUCUGGUGGGUCGGCAUUGGCUUGAUGGUGACGGGAGAGAUUGGAAACUUUUUGGCGUACGGCUUUGCGCCUGCAUCCAUCGUGUCACCACUGGGCGUGGUGGCGCUGAUCUCCAACUGUCUCAUUGCGCCACUCUUGCUGGGCGAGAAGUUUCGAUGGCGAGACGCGAUUGGCGUGUUGAUUGCCGUGGGUGGAUGUGUUGUUGUCGUGCUAAGCGCGAGCGACAGCAAUCCCAAACUCACCCCAAAGGCCAUUUGGCAUCUCGUCACCCGAUGGGAGUUUGAAACAUAUCUCGGAGUCACUUGUGGCCUCAUCGUUGUGUUGAUGCUGGCCAGCAACAAAUUUGGAGAAAAGACUAUUCUCAUCGACAUUGGUCUGGUUGGUCUCUUUGGUGGCUAUACGGCACUUUCAACAAAAGGUGUCGCCUCGUUACUGACCUACAGUAUCUGGAGAGUCGUCACAUUUCCCAUCACCUACCUACUUGUGGCUGUGCUUGUAUCGACUGCCAUCAUGCAGAUCAAGUACAUCAACCGGGCACUUCAACGCUUCAAUGCUACCAUGGUCAUUCCAACCCAGUUUGUAAUGUUUACGAUAUCUGUCAUUGUGGGAAGCGCUGUGCUGUACCGCGAUUUCGAACGACAAACACCCGAGGACGGCAUCAAGUUCGGCUGUGGGUGUGCUCUGACAUUCUUCGGCGUCUGGUGCAUUACAUCCGGGCGGAAAAAGGACGGCGAUGAACAGGAUGCGAGGAUUGAAGAAGAAGAUGAGGAAUCACUGCUAGACGCGGAGAGAGCCAUGUCUGAAAUCCGUGAUCAUGAGGGAGGCGAUGCAGCGAGACAAACAUCAGUCGCGGUGUCGUCCGAUGGGGCGCCGUCAAUCCGGCGUUAUCAUUCAGCAGAUGUCGGAUCCCUCCCGAAAUCCCUCGCAAAGGUCCCGACCUUCAAUACUCCCGUCGCAACGAAGGAUGUUGACGUCCAGCCUCUUGCCGACCAGGUUCAUGACAUGCAACCUGCGAAUGAGAGCGCCGUUCACGUCGAGUCUGCUGCACCUCUUCUUCAGCAUACUGAUCCAAAUAAACGACCUCCACUGCAUGCCACCACUUCCGCGCCCAUGCAACCCACAACGUCCAACUCCAACACCGCCUUACGACCGAAGACUCCCUUAACGAGAACACCAACAGGACCAGCUGAAAGCCCAGCAAGAGCCUCUCCAAGCCGCACGCAAUCCAGUGCUGCUCCACGACUACUAUCUCGACGCUCAGCGGUUGGUCUAUUCCCCAGCGCAUUGACAAGUCCGCUCAGCGGAUCUUUGAGUGCCAUCGUAGCGGAUGAACUUCGUCGUGGGAUUGACAGAUCUCCCUUGGCUAAUGUCUCCAUGGCAAGGCGGCGGUCCGCAAAGGGAACAAAUCCACCUCGAAGAGCUACGAAUGAGUAUGGUGAUACAAGGCCAGACCUAACUCAAGGCAGACCUGCACACAGUAAAACUAAAUCCAUGGCAACUGGUGGCACUCUGCUUGAUUUCGAGCAAGGCACCACCGGUUUGAAUAUCAACGGAAGGAGACCGAGUACAGCAAUGUCUGAUGUAUUCAACUCCGGUGCAGGCGCUUCUAGUCUUAAAAAGCAGCGUACGUGGGAUGUUCAAACCUCGCAGAAUCUCGCUCCGGCGUUUGAGGAGGAAGAUUCGCGUAAUUCGUGA